This is a messenger RNA of Xenia sp. Carnegie-2017, 703 nucleotides long. RefSeq lists its product as uncharacterized. The transcript has 4 exons. The record is from RefSeq and is a predicted model, not a curated record. Bases 49 to 492 code for a protein of 147 amino acids. NCBI's taxonomy places the organism in Eukaryota, Metazoa, Cnidaria, Anthozoa, Malacalcyonacea, Xeniidae.
AUAAUCACAAUUGCUUUUGAAGUAUACUGUGAUAUUACUGAAAAAUCCAUGUUGCGUUUGCUGGAAAAAGAGACAUGUCCAUUAAGGGAAAAUGUUUUGUUUGAAGCAUUUUUCUCAUCGGCAGAUUCAUGUGCAUUGAAAUGUUUACAAGAGCCGUUCUGUGUUGGUUUUAACUUUUGUGAAGACAUAGCGAUAAGGGACGUAACUUGUCAAUUAACCCACACACGUCCACUGAACUAUGAACAUUGUACAGAUAACAAGUGGAGUUUCUAUGAAUUGUUAAAUCCACAAAGAAAGAUACCAUACAACAAAGAAAAAUUGUGCGAAAAUGGCGGAAUAACGACUGUUGACUUGAGAGACGGACCUGGUUCUGAUCCUUAUAGAUGUCAAUGUUCUUUUGGCUUUACGGGGGAAAAUUGUAUGCAAAAACUAUAUUUUUCAUCAUGCAAAGAAGCAGUAAAAGAUGGCAGGUAUAGUAUGCCUAAAACGUAGCUAAUUUCCAUAAACUAUAAAGGGGGAAUCAGUAGUCCUUAUUUGGUUAAAAACGUUACGUCUACCAAACAUAGAAUAGUUAAAAGUAAUUUACAGCAGUAAAAGAGGUGCAUUUUUCUGCCAAAAUUUUAAGAAAUAAAAUUAAUGUGUAAAUGUGAGCAGAUCGAUUAAAACUUUUGUAAAGAUUCAUCAUGUUUUAUAUAAUACGAUU